UAGACUUCGAAAGAUUGUUACUUAAGUCAAAUUUGCAAUAAUAACCUCGAGUGAUGUAAAAUAUGUUUUUAUUAGUGCAAUAUUUAUAAAAUGAUGUUUUAUGAAUAACGAUAGAAAUAUAUAAUAUCCCAAUAAUACUACUAACGCCACCUGAGAUGGGUGCUUUAGUAUCGAAGGCUUUGCGUCCUAUUAAAACUUUCAACAUAGAAAACCGGGCUCACAAAGUUAUAUCUAAAGAAAAGCCAGAAAUAGCGCCUAGAUAUCCUUCUAUGAUUGAAGAGUUAAAAAGGGCGCAAGAAAUCGAUCCGCAGCUCGAUUCGAAACUCGAUAAAAAAAAUAGCGAAUUAGAUGAACGGCUUAGAGAGGUUUAUGUAACGUCGCACGGGAAACCAGAAGACGAUGUCACUAAAGAGAAGCAACAAAAAAGCUUGGAGCGGCCGCUGCCUCAAAAUCGUGGCGCCGUGCCGGAUUUCGACUUUGGUUUGAUGGAACCCGAAAAGAUUCCAUAUGGCAAAACUACGUUAAGACAUGCCAUAGACUAUAUUUCAUCUCACCAAAUUAAUCCCGAAGAGGUCACAGCUGCUAAAAUAGCUUACGAAUAUAAAUUGAAAGAGGAAGAUGUAGAAAAUAUUUUAAAAUAUUUCAGAACAUUUGAUGUUUAUUUGCCGGAAACAAAGGAAGCCCCUGCCGUAUUCGCUGGUCCUACUGAAUUGAGAAAACGACUAUAUAAAUCUGAUGUGAAAAAAAUUGAAGAUAAAAGAACUUUAGAGGAAGAGAAACAAGCAAAGAUUAAGAAUGGAUAGAGUUAAUUCAGUUGUAGUUAGUUUUUUAUGAAUUACCUCAGAUUGUUGUUACUCGUAAGAUAAGUUUAAUGUUUAAAUUUAUGAUUUUCGAUUUUUUAUGUAAAUUGCUUAAAUUAUUUUUUGUCUUAGAAUUCAAAAAUUUUCAUAUAUGAUUAUCAAUUAGAAGUUUCUAGAUUAUUCAUUAUAUUUGAUUUGAAUUUAUUAUAGGAGCCCUGAUUUUUAUUCAAUAAAGAUUAUGAUGGCUCUUAGGUCUUAGGAUCUUCAAAAAUAUCUAUAAAUGAAAUCUAGAGAAGCAGUGCUUACCAUUAUGUACAUAAUGUGAUAUAGUUGUAGAAAUAAAUAAAGUUGUU
Nymphalis io (European peacock) is the source of this 1153-nucleotide messenger RNA. RefSeq names its product protein NDUFAF4 homolog. Gene Ontology annotation, biological process: mitochondrial respiratory chain complex I assembly. The coding region runs from base 156 to 803 and encodes 215 amino acids. NCBI's taxonomy places the organism in Eukaryota, Metazoa, Arthropoda, Insecta, Lepidoptera, Nymphalidae. The record is from RefSeq and is a predicted model, not a curated record. Gene Ontology annotation, cellular component: mitochondrion. The transcript has a single exon.